UUUGCGGCGCCAGUGUUGGCUAUCGACCUUGCGUUUCGGAGGGAUGCUGCGCCCCUAAUGGCUGUCGUCUCACCGUCUCAACUCACAAUGCUCUCGUGAUUAUCGUCUGUUGGAUUUUCAAGAUGAAAGGAAGACUGCUGAUAAUAUUUUUCGGCAUCCUUAGUACAACCAGCGGCAAAUCGGUGAUAAAGACUUUCGAGGCAAAUCCUGACACGAAGCGGCUGUACGAUGAUUUGUUGUCGAAUUACAACAGGCUUAUUCGACCCGUCAUCAAUAACACCGAAACACUCACCGUGUGGCUUGGCCUGAAGUUGUCACAGCUUAUAGAAAUGAACCUAAAGAAUCAGGUGAUGACCACAAACGUAUGGGUUGAACAGAAAUGGUUUGACUACAAGCUACGAUGGGAUCCAGAGGAAUACGGUGGAGUUGAAAUGCUCUACGUACCUUCGGAAAAUAUCUGGCUACCCGAUAUCGUGCUUUAUAAUAAUGCAGAUGGAAAUUAUGAAGUAACCCUAAUGACCAAGGCAACUCUGAAGUACACCGGCGAAGUCUUUUGGAAACCACCAGCCAUUUACAAGUCUUCCUGUGAGAUCAACGUCGAAUAUUUCCCUUUCGACGAGCAAUCCUGUAUCAUGAAAUUUGGUUCUUGGACCUACAACGGAGCGCAGGUGGAUUUGAAACACAUGGAGCAGGUUUCCGGCAGUAAUUUGGUUCACGUUGGUAUCGAUCUUAGCGAGUUUUACCUGUCGGUAGAAUGGGACAUUCUGGAAGUACCGGCAGCUCGUAACGAAGAAUACUACCCCUGCUGUACCGAACCCUACUCCGAUAUUACCUUCAACAUUACCAUGAGAAGAAAAACCCUUUUUUACACCGUCAAUCUGAUAAUUCCAUGCGUUGGGAUCACGUUCCUGACCGUCCUCGUAUUCUACCUUCCCAGCGACUCCGGGGAAAAGGUUGCCCUCUGCGCUUCUAUCUUACUCUCGCUGACGGUGUUCUUUCUCCUUCUCGCCGAAAUUAUUCCACCAACAUCCCUGGCCGUACCUUUGCUCGGAAAGUACUUGCUUUUCACGAUGAUACUCGUCACCCUGUCAAUCUGGGUUACCGUAUGCGUACUCAACGUUCACUUCAGGUCGCCUUCCACGCACAACAUGUCUCCGUGGGUUCAACGAGUUUUUUUAAAUUGGAUGCCUCGGGUUCUAAUGAUGCGACGCACGCCUUACUCUACACCCGAGUACGACGACACUUACUUGGAUAACGGCUACACCAACGAAAUCGAUUUCAGCUUUCGCGAUAGCAUCAGCGACUAUCCUUCGGAACUGAAGGGUAGCCCGGAGGGUUUUGAGAGCGUAGCCGCUGCCUACAAGAACGCCCUCGAAGACGAGGGUCGACAUGCCCCUCAUGCUUCCGUAACUGACAGCGAGAAUACGAUGCCACGACACCUGUCUCCUGACGUCAUAUCCGCGCUCCAAGGUGUCCGGUUCAUCGCACAGCAUAUCAAGGACGCCGACAAAGAUAACGAAGUGAUCGAGGAUUGGAAGUUCGUUGCAAUGGUUUUGGACAGAUUUUUUCUAUGGAUUUUCACUCUUGCCUGUAUCGGGGGCACCAUGGCUAUCAUCUUCCAAGCGCCGAGUCUCUACGAUACGAGGAAACCUGUGGAUCAACUUUUGUCGGGUAUUCCAUUGAGAAAAAGCAACUGGCUUCCGCCCGAAGUAUUCGUCCCUGAUGACUGAAUCACACUUAUGUAUAAUCAACGAAUUUCACACUUAGCCGAAUAAGGAUUGUAAUUACGGAAAAUUCUCAAUAAAAGAAAUUUUCAGA
Messenger RNA from Athalia rosae (coleseed sawfly), 1818 nucleotides. It is a transcript of the gene nAChRbeta2, whose product is annotated as acetylcholine receptor subunit beta-like 2. The record is from RefSeq and is a predicted model, not a curated record. Gene Ontology annotation, biological process: signal transduction; chemical synaptic transmission; monoatomic ion transmembrane transport. Gene Ontology annotation, cellular component: neuron projection; synapse; postsynaptic membrane. The transcript is spliced from 12 exons. Gene Ontology annotation, molecular function: transmembrane signaling receptor activity; acetylcholine-gated monoatomic cation-selective channel activity. NCBI's taxonomy places the organism in Eukaryota, Metazoa, Arthropoda, Insecta, Hymenoptera, Athaliidae. The coding region runs from base 123 to 1730 and encodes 535 amino acids.